AUGGGUAAUUGUGCUGGAAAAAUGAAAUCAUCUUCGAGUAAGGUGCCAAAGGAGAAGCGUACUACUGCUCCUCCUGCUGCUGCUGCCGCUCAACCACAGACCAAGACUGUGUCGAUUGACAGCACCGCCACUACUCGUACUACCACUACUACAGCCCCUACUACUACUACUACUACUACCACCUCGACUGCACCAGUCCAACAACCAACUGCUCAUCACACCCAAGACACUGGAGCAAGUAGCAGUAGUGGACAAGUCACCAAGACAGUUGUAGUAGACAGAGAGUUACACAAAUACAUCAUUGGCACCAAGGGUGCCACCGUCAAGGACAUCAAGGACAAGACGGGAGCCACCGCCAUCGACUUGCCAGACAGUGGUGACAAGGUGUCGGUCAGCGGCACACCAGAUGCCUGCGACCGUGCCAUCGCCAUGAUCAACGACAUCAAGGGUCAACACAAGACCCAAUCCCAAAAGGACCAAGACCACAAGGACCUCAAAGACGAGCACGAAAAGGAGAGCCAGCGUACCGACGCCCUCUACAAAAAGUAUCAAGCCGAGGUUGACAAGUUGGCCGACGAACGUACCAAGCUCAACGCAGAGGCCGACGCAGCUUUUGAGUCUGGUGACAAGGGUAAAGGACACGAGUUGAAAGAACGUGCCAAGCAAUUGACCGUCCAGAUGGAACAAGCCAACAAAAAGGCAUCACGUGAGAUCUUUGCCGACAAGAACAAGAACCUCGACAAGUUCACCGUCGACUUGCACGGUCUCAAGACAAAGGAUGCACUCGAAUUGAUGGACGAAAGAAUGGAAGAGCUCAAAAAGGACAGCUCCAACAAGGGCAAGAGUUUCACCGUCAUCACAGGUGCAGGCAACCAUAGCGAUGAAAAUGGUCCAAAGAUUAAACCAUUGAUUCACAAGACUUUCAAUGAUAGAGGUAUUAAAUUUGAAGAAGUUAAUAAUGGUAGUAUUCAAUGUACUUUUAGUAGAUAA
Cavenderia fasciculata is the source of this 990-nucleotide messenger RNA. Its product is annotated as small MutS related family protein. Lineage: Eukaryota; Evosea; Eumycetozoa; Acytosteliales; Cavenderiaceae. The coding region runs from base 1 to 990 and encodes 329 amino acids. The record is from RefSeq and is a predicted model, not a curated record. The transcript has 2 exons. Gene Ontology annotation, molecular function: RNA binding.